Penicillium soppii is the source of this 1794-nucleotide messenger RNA. It is a transcript of the gene ptcF, whose product is annotated as type 2C protein phosphatase ptcF. Gene Ontology annotation, biological process: protein dephosphorylation. NCBI's taxonomy places the organism in Eukaryota, Fungi, Ascomycota, Eurotiomycetes, Eurotiales, Aspergillaceae. The transcript has 3 exons. Gene Ontology annotation, molecular function: protein serine/threonine phosphatase activity. The coding region runs from base 1 to 1794 and encodes 597 amino acids. The record is from RefSeq and is a predicted model, not a curated record.
AUGCGUCAGGCGACUGUUCAGGCUUGCCGUACUGCUCGGCGUGCACCGGUAUGGAACAUCGCCGCUAAGCGGCCGUGCCCAUUGUCCCUCAACCAGCUACGCGGUCUUCGAUCAUACUCCAGUGGCCGGCGCUCAUCGUAUACCCCGGUAGUCACCAAUUCCUCGAUGCAUCGCCGAACUCUUUCCUUCGCCGUUCUCUCGACCGUUGUUGCCUCUGGGGCUUGGUAUGCUUAUCAGGGUGACUCCGUGAAAUCAGCUGCCACUCAGAUCCGGGGUUUCGCUUCUACCGCUCUUAACUCCGCUUACGCAGAAGAUCCCACUGAAUCCACGCGCCGUGCGUUGCUAGUCAGUGGCGAUCAAUUCUGGACCACGACCCUCUCCGGAGACCAGCCUAUUGCCAAGCAUACAGACGACUCAGAUCGCCAGGUUCUAGAGAUGUUGACGCCGGAGCAAGCUACGCAGAAGCUACGUAAGAACGAAGAAUCAUACUUGGUCAACCGGGGUAAGGGUGUUGUUCGAUACGAUGUGGUUCAAGUUGCUAGCAACUCGCCGAUUGAGGACGACCAUGCGGAGAAGAUUGUUGAGAUCCCAGCAUCCAUAGCUGCUGUCAAUAAUGGCGAACCCAGCAGCGAUUGGAUGUUCUGGGCAGUGUUUGAUGGUCACUCGGGCUGGACAACAUCUGCUAAACUGCGCAAUGUUUUGAUUUCAUAUGUCGCUCGCGAGUUGAACGCCACCUAUAAAGCCGCCUCUUCUGACUCAUCCCUCAUCGUACCGACAUCUGAAGCCAUUGAUGCCGCUAUCAAGCAGGGCUUCGUCCGUCUCGACAAUGACAUCGUGCAUGAGAGCGUGAAGGAGGUCCUCAAGUCCAAGGAACGCCGUGUUGCCGCCGAACUCCUCGCCCCUGCUCUCUCUGGAUCUUGCGCUCUUCUCAGCUUCUACGAUUCCCAGUCCAAGAAUCUGAAGGUGGCUGUCACAGGAGAUUCUCGUGUAGUUCUCGGCCGUCGGGGCCCGAGCGGAAAAUGGACCGCCAAGGCCCUUUCCGAGGACCAGACUGGUGGGACCCCGUCAGAGAUCAAGCGUCUGCGUGAAGAGCACCCCGGUGAGCAAUAUGUCACCAAGAACGGCCGGAUUCUCGGCCAACUCGAGCCUAGCCGUGCAUUCGGCGACGCUUUCUACAAGUGGAGCCGAGAUGUUCAAAAUACUAUCAAGGCCAGGUUCUUCGGACGCACUCCCCACCCUCUGCUAAAGACUCCUCCUUACGUCACCGCCGAGCCUGUCAUCACCACUACCAAGGUUGAUCCCUCCAAGGGCGACUUUAUCGUAAUGGCUACCGAUGGUCUGUGGGAGAUGCUGAGCAACGAAGAAGUUGUUGGUCUAGUCGGCCAGUGGGUUGAGGAACAACAGUCUGCAGCGGCAAGUGGCAGUACUAGCAAGGCUUGGUUGCAGAGCUGGUUCGGUAGCCAGAAGCAACUGCCCGUGGAGACCGUAGCGGACGGAUCGUCUGAAGGCCAACGACGACCUAUCCGCCAGCAGCAGUAUGAUAUUGCUGGUGCGGCUAGUCGGUUUGUUGUUGAGGACAAGAACGCUGCGACGCAUCUUGUCCGAAAUGCCAUGGGUGGCAAGGACAAAGACAUGGUUUGUGCUUUGUUGACACUACCCAGCCCCUACUCUCGUCGAUACCGUGAUGACGUUACUGUUGAGGUUAUCUUCUUCGGCCAGGGUCCUGACUCGCGUACCGUCGAAAUUAACAAGGAAGCGAGUGCCUCGGAGCAAACUCCUAAGGCAAAGCUAUGA